Molecule: messenger RNA, 4923 nt
Organism: Pediculus humanus corporis (human body louse)
Lineage: Eukaryota; Metazoa; Arthropoda; Insecta; Psocodea; Pediculidae
Product: retiin, putative
Exons: 15
Coding region: 1-4923 (1640 amino acids)
Biological process (GO): cytoplasmic microtubule organization
Cellular component (GO): cytoplasm; microtubule plus-end; nucleus
Molecular function (GO): microtubule plus-end binding
Source: RefSeq, a predicted model, not a curated record
AUGUCUACCCUUUCUCCUAUUGGAAAUGUAAGAGAAGAAUUUGUGAGAAGGAGACUCGCUGAUGUUGAUGAAACAGAUGAAAGCAUGCCUUACUCUGAUAAUGAAAUCCGAAUGGAGGACAGAAGAAUUUCAAAUUCAUUUUUAAAUUCUUCCUUAGAUUCUUUUUCUGAUCAUUGGAAAUUCGAUGGUGAUGAUGGUCGCCGAACGCCAGACACAAGCGUCGUUCUUACCGAAAAUACAGAUCAAUUUAUUAUCGGGGAUAGAGUUUGGGUUGGGGGCGUUAAGCCCGGACAAAUUGCUUACAUCGGAGAAACUCAAUUUGCUCCCGGUGAAUGGGCUGGAGUAGUGUUGGAUGAACCCAUCGGUAAAAACGAUGGAACAGUUGCCAAUAUAAGAUAUUUUCAGUGUCCGCCCAAAAAGGGUAUUUUUUCUAGGUUGACCCGAUUAACGAGGCAGCCUCUGCUUGAUGGAGGAGCCGGAGAACCUGUCGCAACGAGGUCAAUGAUUUCCGAAUCGAAAAAGAGUAGUAGUAAUGGUAGUUUUCUAGGUUCCGUGCCUAAAAAAUCACCAAUGGUUUUGACGACAACUCCGAGCAGCAUUGGGUCUAAAAGUUCUAUUUCCAAACCGACAUCUCCCGAUUCCGGCAUUAAUCCGGGUCUGGUGGUCGGUGAUCGAGUUAUUGUAAAAAGUAGUCAGGGAUCUAAAGCUGGUCUUCUUAGAUACCUUGGAACCACGGAAUUUGCUGCUGGAGAAUGGUGUGGAGUCGAAUUGGACGAUCCGUUGGGUAAAAAUGAUGGUUCCGUUGCAGGUGUAAGAUAUUUUGAAUGCCGUCCUAAAUUUGGUUUGUUUGCUCCUUUGCAUAAAGUGAGUAAAAGUCCAGCAAACAAACGAUUGUUUCAACCCUGCGUCGUACAUAAAAGUGGUACCCCCUCCGGAACGAGAAUUCGCAGACAUGGUUCCAAAGAAUCUUUGGCUUCUCUCUCGUCGACAACCAGCACUAACGUUUCCGUCAGGUCCACCACUAAAAAAACGGCGGUUAGAGCGCCAACGACGCCAACCUCAUUAAAAACAGCCUUACAGGAAACACUUAAAGAAAAAGAAUUUCACAUCGAACAAUUAUUAAAAGAAAGAGAUUUAGAACGUGCUGAAGUAACUAGAGCAGCCAAUCAAGCCGAUGAAGCGGAAAGACAGUUAGCCAUAUUAAAACAAGAAUUCGAACAACAAAAAGAAAAUUCAGAAGCUCGAAUAUCUGAUUUGGAUGCUAUGAUUUCCCUACUUAAAUCUCAAAAUGAUGAAAUAACUAAUUUAUUAGAAGAUGAAAGGAAAAAAUAUGAAGAUUUACAAUUUAGAUUCGAAGAGGAAACGAUUGACAAAUCCGAUAUAAAAUCAUCUGUUAUCACGUAUAAAGAAAAAGUCGAAUUGUUGGAAAAAACUCUUGCGGAAGAGAGGAAAAGAGUUGAAAUAUUGGAACAUGAUUCUAACAAAUUAUUCGAAUCUGAAGAACAAAUGGUUAUAUUAAAAGAUGAACUCGAUGCCGUUAAAGAAGAACUUCAAGAGCAAAAGAAAAUUCGUUCGACUUUGGAACAAGAACGUAUUUCUCUCGAAGCUCAUUUGACAUCGGCAAGAGCCGGAAUAGAAUCCAUGAAAUUAGAAAACGAAGCAUUAAAAGCAUCCGUCGUAAAUGAUGAAUCAAAUGUAAAAAAUAUUUUAGAAACGGCUGCUCAAAAAUUGGAAGAAACAAAAAAAGAAUUAGAGAGCAAACAAGCCGAAGUCGAAAGAUUAUCGAAAGAAUUGAUAGCAAAAGAUCAGGUUUCGGAAGAAAAAGAAAAAGAAAUCCAUGAUCUAUCGGAAAAACAUAAAUCGGACAUGAGUAAAAUGUCGGAGGAAUACAAUUCUAAUUUACAAUCAAAAUUAAAAGUUCUCGAAGAGCAAUUGAAUGAAAAAAUGAAAUAUUGUAGUUCACUGGAAGGAAAAUUAAACGAUGCAAAUAUUUUGUUGUCGAAAAACGACGCGGAAAAAACGUUAGAAUGUAAUCAAUUGAAAGAAGCGAAACAAGAAUUAGAGGCUAAAGUGAAAGAUUUGACCGAGGAAAUGACGAAUAAAAAUGAUUUGAUCGAUAAGAAAACUGCGGAAGUUGGAAAAUUGGAGGAAGAAAUGAAAAAAAUACGAGAAGAAUUGGAAAAUGCGAAAAAAUUACUUUCUUCUUCGUCGGAAAAUUCGGAUAAGGAAAUAAUUACUCUGAAAGAUAUCAUAAAUAAGCAAAAAGAUGAGUUGGAAAAAUUAAAAAAUAAUUCUGAAACGAAAUUUAAAGAGUUUAACGAGGUGAACGAAUCACUGACAAAAAACAACAAAGAAAAUUUAAACAGAAUAAAAGAAUUGGAAAAUGUGCUGAGUGAAAAAAAUUCAGAAUUGAACAAAUCGAAAGAGAAUAAUGAUAAAAUUGUUAAAGAAUUGGAAGAAAAAAUAAAAGAAUUAGAACGAUUUCAUGCCGUUCAAGAAGAAAAGUUUACGGAAAAAAUUAAAAAUCUCGAAGAAAGGGAAUCGGGAAAAAAAGGAGAAAUUGAAAUUUUGAAAAAAAAUCUCCAAGACGCGAAUACAUUUUUAAACAACGAAAAAGAAAUUUUAAAGAACGAAAGAGUGAAUAAUAAAACUCUGACGGAUAAAUUAACGUCUCUAGAAGAAAUCCAUGAGAAAUUACUGAAAGAAAAAGAAAGGCUCGAAUUGGAAGGUGGGGAUGUCAAUAGAAAAUUACAAUCGGCGAAUGAAAAGUUAAAUUUGUUGACGAAUCAAAAAUUAAAACUCGAAUCUGAUAUAUCGACAUUUAUAAAUUCUUCGAACGAUUCUUCCGUUCAGUUGAACAAAUUGAACGAAGAUUUGAGGGUAAGUGAAAAAACGUUAAAUUCUUUACGGGAAGAACUAUCGGAAAAAAGUAGAAAGUUCGAACACGCGGAACAGGAAUUAAAAUUGUUGUUGGAUAAAAAAGAGGAAGAAUUGAAAUCGUUGAAAGAAUCUGCGACGGAAGAGAGAAAUAAUGCCAAGAAAGAGAUGGAAGAGUUGAAAAGUAAAAUGGAAACGUCUAUGGCAGCUACGCGAGAUGUGGAAUUCGAAUGGAAGAAAAAAACCGAGGAAAUCGUCAGGGAUGCUGAAACGAAAAUAAAUAAAUUGCAAGAAGAUGUUAGGAAUUUAGAAAAAACGAAUCAAGAUGAAAAAAAUAAAUAUGAAGAAUGUGUUCGAAAUUUAAAAGCCUCACAAAACGAUCUGGAAAAGAAUUUGAAAGAUUUACAAACGAAAAGUACGGAAACGAUUCAGAAUUUGGAAAAAGAAAUACGAGAAUUGCAAGCCGAAAGAGUCAAUUUGUUGCAAACGGUUGAAAAAACAAACGUACAAUUUUUAGAAAGUAAAAAAGAAUUGGAUGAUAAAGUUAAAAAAAGAGAAGAAAUGAUUGCGGGUGAAAGUGAAAAAUUAAAAAACGAAUUGAAAGAAACAAACGAAAAACUUUGUCGAACAAUCGAAGAAUUGAGUUCUAUCAAACAGGAAAAAAACAAAGCGAACGAAGAAAAAGCAGAAUUGGAAAAAAAUUCGGAAAAACUGGAAAAAAUCUUGGAAGAGGUUCAAGGGAAAAACAAAGAGCUCGUCGUCAACGUGUCAUCCGUCGAAAGUGAAAAUAAAAUUCUCAAAGAAACGAUUGAUCAACUCCGGGAGGAAAAAUGUCACCUGGACAAAGAUUUAACGACGAAGGUUAUGGAGUUGAUGGAUUUAAAUUCCCGGAUGAAAAAUUUAGAAAAUUCAAAAGAAGUCGGCGACACCGAACGCACGACGGAAAUAAAAAAUCUGGAAAAAGAAAUUUCCGAACUCAAAGAAUUGUUGAAAAAGACUGAAAAAGACAAAACCGAAGAGAUAAACGAGAAAAAUAAACGGAUUGAAAAUCUCGAAAAAGAUUUGGAAAAUUUUAAACAAGAAUCUAGUCGAACGAUGUCUGAAAAAGAUGACGCAAUGCAAAACUUUAACGAGAUUAAAGAAAGAGUGGAAAAAGAUUUCAACGAGGCGAAAAUCGAAUUGGAAAAGAAAAGAGAACAAGUUGAAAAACUGGAGAAAAAUCUUCAGUUGCUAAAAGUGGAAUUGAAUGCGGAAAAAGAAAAAUGCGAGGAAUACGGAAAAAAAUGCAACGUGUCCGACACGGAAAAAAAUAAUUUGAAAGGAAAAUUUGAAGAAGAACAAGGGAAACUCCUUGAAAACAAUUCGGAUUUGACGAAUAAAUUAGCAGAAGCGACGAAGAAAUUAACGGAAGCGGAAAAAAGAGAACAAGAUGUCGUCGAACGAUCUAAAGCGGAAAAGGAAGCGUUGCAAAAAGAUUUAGAUGGGAAAAAUAAUUUGCUCAAAUUAAAAGAAAAAGAAAAUUCUUUGUUGAUAAAAGAAUGCGAAUCGUUGAAACGAGAAAAAUCAAAAUGGAAUGAAAAAAUGGAAGAAAUGAAGGAAAAUGUGGAAAAGGCAACCGUCAAAAACAACAACAACGCAAACGAUUCAAAAAAUUCGGAUUCGACCGAAGGGAAAGAUGAUUUCGAAAAAGGUCAAAUAGAUUUUCUUAAUUCCGUUAUUGUCGACAUGCAGAAGAAAAACGAUGCGUUAAAAGCAAGAAUAGAAAUAUUAGAAAUGGGUUUUUCACCCGAAGACGCGGAAGAAUUCAAUUUGCACAAUAUUAACACGAGGACUGCUGUUGCUCCGCGUUUGUUUUGCGACAUAUGCGAAGUUUUCGAUUUGCACGACACGGAAGAUUGUCCGACACAAGCGAACGAAGAUGAACCUCUUCCACCUUCUAAGUCUUCCAAAACAAAAGUACCUCCUCCACCGGAAAGGCCUUAUUGCGAUAAUUGCGAAGUGUUUGGACACGAUACGGAGGAUUGCGACGACGGUGAAACAUUUUGA